AUGGUAUCCACUCCCCCUCCUCCUCGUCGUCGAUACUCCUCAAGGAUAAUAGGUACAGUGAGCGGCAGGGAAGUAGCACCAACACCAGCUAUGCUCUCAUCCCAGUCCGAUGGCUCUAAUCAGAGUUAUUAUGUAUCUUCACAACGUAUGCCUAUUCGGACACCACGACGAGGCGGUGAACACUACAGUAGCAAUAGAGAUUCUAUGCAUGAUCGGUACCUCUCGAGAGGCACCACUGGCCUUACAUCUACCCAAGCUAAUUAUCUAGUAGCUAUUGCAGUUGUAAUCAUAUCCUUUAUUGGCUUAUAUGUAUACUAUACAGCACCUGUUGAUGCUGUUACUGCAACUGUGGGCCCAACACUGACGUCAACUAUAACUGAUUAUUCUAGGCGAGUAGAGAAAGAAAUGGUAUUUGAUAAGGUGUGGCAAGAGGAAAAGAAGGAGUUGCAAGACGAGUUAAAGCGGGCCUACGAUGCUCUUAAGGCAUUUAAGGAGCACUCCGCUGAGGAUAGGAGGACCCUAGCCAAGAUGGAGGCUGAUAUCGUCCAGAGGGAUGAGCGCAUACAGGACCUUGCACAGGAGAGUAGUAGAGUAGAGCAGUUGGAGAGGCAUAUACUUGGGCUCGAGGAGGAGGUCCGAACCUUACAGGCUGCUGCUGCUGCUACCCAACGCAGUAUGCCUGUCGAUGAUGCUCAUGUGGUGGUAGAGGAGGAGAAUGGCCUCUACUACUAUGUCGUUGGUGUGGCAUUGGUCGUACUGGCAUUGGUGGAGAUCCUCUCAUCUAGGGCUGAUGCUAGGCUUCAGGUGUACUCUGUAGAGGCCAACGAAAGGGCAAAGAAGGCUACUACUGUCCUCAAGGAGGCAAUGGAGACUUGUAGAGCAUUGACUGAGGACAAGGAGGCUCUAAUGGAGCAACUGGAGAAAGCAAUACACGAUAAGGAGGAGAAUGCCUCAGCUCUGGCUGACUCCUUAGCGACGUUGGCCUCUAGUCGGGAUGAGUUUACGAGGUUCUCUGAGGAGCAAGCCAAGAGGGAGUUGGCUCUGCUUGAUCGAUUGGCGGAUAGCCAGAGUGCUAUGUCCAGUGCUCGUUCUAUGGCCAGUCGAGCAUUGGAUCUCAAGUUGGCUCCCUCUCACGAUGCACAUCAGAAGCCACCGGCAUCUACUUUGGAUGGCAAGUUGAUGUCCCCUAGAGAGGAAAGGGAAGUCGACUUGAAUGGAACCUCAACAGCCUCGACCUGUCCACCGUCUAAUACCACUGGUGGUACCGCUUCGGAUACCCAACCUAUGACCCAUCUCUUGCUCCCAUCCUUCACUCCAGCUAGGAAGGCUGUGCAGGAAGAACAGAGUUGGAUGACCCCCGGAGCGGACUCUCCUGAGUCGGUUACACGGCUAACCCCUGGUGACACUAUGCAGCAACAGCAGCAAGAGCCCGAGGAGGAGGAAGAACUGAGUCCACUACAGAUGGAGACCCCUGUGAGGGAAGUCGAUGCGGCCAUAGCAGGGCAGCAUCCUGAUGGAGUUAAUCUAGUUAAUGUUGUGUCUAACAUCGAUGCAUUGAUACGUAGUAAUACUGCUGCUGCCGAGGGUAUGAGCCCACUAGAUGUGGUAUCAGAGGCACCAUCAGUGAAUAGGACAGCAGUUAUGGCUAACAGGAGGAGGAGAGUUAGUAGUAUAGACAGGACCACUUGCCCUUUAAGGACACCAAGGAGCAACUCCCCUACUAGGAAGUCCUCUACUCCAGCAUCGACUCCACCUCGCGCCAAUGUUAAAAUAGCAGGCCAUCCUAAGUCCCAUCCUAGAGCUCAUGUUAAUAGAUUACCACUAGAUAGGCUCAGCUUCACUACGGGUGCCACGACUACAGGGUAUAGUAGGCGGCGUCUAGUAGACCCACCGCCGGAUAGCGCUAGACGUGGCUCUACUCGUUCCAUGUCUGACCAUCGUCCUCAUGAGGAGUCAGCGCAUCGAUGUGUCGUCGUGAUGGCCCCUAGUAGCAGUGGUGGAGUAGUCACUAAAGGAGGCCUAACUAGGCGUAAGGAGGGAUAUGCUACUAGUGUGACUACACCAACAUCAUCUGUUAAAGGAAGUGCUGUUCCCACGUGGCUUCAAUAUCGCCUAGGUACGAUAUCGGAGGCUGUUGGUAACGUUAGAGAGACUCGGUUACAUCAGUGUGUCCAGAUAGUGAAGGCAUCUGAUUUCGGUGACUUCAGUGCUGGUAUUGUCCAUUUGACACAGUCAUUGUUAUCAUUCCUGCUUACUAAUACUGAUAUGUUCAUCUCUAAGAAGGAGAUUAAAUUGUGUCAAGCCACGUUCUUUAAAGUCGCUACGUUAUUACCAUGCUAUAUACAGUGUAAGGACACAUCUACUGUGCCUACUGAGGACCUAGCCACACAAUGCGAGACCCUUAUCACUAAGUAUUGGGAUAAAUGUCGGCCGUGGAUAGCAGCAAUAGGGAGAGAUCUCAUACGGGUUCUACUACCCAUAUCUAAGUGCCGAGGUGUAUCCGAUAUUUGGCGUAUGCUUACUGUAGGAGAUACUACUGGCAAACGCCUCGCUAAAGUAUGUAGUCUGAGUACACCAUGUUGGCUGCAUCGGCAUCUUAUAUCACCUACUGAGGAGGAGGAGCUCUCAGCUCUAUUCUCUGCCUUUCUUGCUGGUAGCCAGAAGCAGAUGCAAGACCAGUACUUCGAGAAGUCGUUCAAAGCAGAGGGUCUACUACUGGGUCAUCACGUUAUCCAUACCACUCGAGCAGUACUUUGUGGAGAUUUACAUAAUCUCGAUACCGAGGUUAGUCGUAACAGUAUGAUACCACCACAACAACGAGUACUCCGUUGGCACUUCCUUGGCUGGUUGGCCAUCAUUGUUGGCCAGUUCAUGACCACCGAGGAACAGGCCUACUUUCGAUUAACCCUUAUCAUCGAUUGCUUACUGGGAGGUGUCGGCGAACCAAUGCAGGCACCACCGUCAGAGCUGCAGCAGCAGAAGGAGGGAGACACUGUCACCAUCGAUGAGGACGUUUUAGUGAAGUCGUUAGUGGACAGCAGGGAUAGGCUCAUACCCACUAGUUAUCGUGAGUGGGAUCCACAUCUACCGCCUCCUAUAACUCCACCACCCCAAGGUGGUGGUGGCAAGGAGAAGCCUACUAUACUUGAUGGCUUUAUACCAGUGCAUGACCUUAUAUACGAGGAACUCCCUACUGAGCGCUCAAUAGCGGUACCAUUACUGAUAGUAUUGGGCUUGUCGAUAGACAACUUAUUACCAUCAUCAUCAGCAACAACAACAACAGCACUGAGGCUAACACGUCAGAACCUAGCCAACUCAGUGUGUGAGACCUUAUUCCAGUGUGCUGUGGAGACACUACGGCGAGGACGGGAUUAUAGUAAUGAUACUCUCGUUGGGAGGGUCGAGACUCUCUGUGUGACGGCUCGCCUACCGCAGUCAUUGGUUGUAUGCUUUGAUGCGGUAUCGAAAGCAAUAGAUAUGCUGUGUGCCAAUCGUGAAGAGUAUGAUACCCCGGAGUGGCUAGAUAAGUUCCCAAGGGCAGUACUACAACGUAUCAUACUCCCUGAUCCGGCACCACCUCCAGUGAUUGCAUCUUCUAAUGAUGAGCUUGAAGGGCCUAUCAUGGAGGAUGAUGAUGAUGAAGGGAAUUACUCUGAGAUGAGCGAUACUGAGGGGGAUACAGCCUCUGUCAUGACUGAGGUCGCCUCCCUCCACCCUCAUCCAUCUACAACAACAGUAGAGCACCCAGAUGAAGGGGAGCAGCAGAGUAGGGCAGAGAUAGGGCAAGAGGAGGUUGGUAGUAGUAGCAACAACCCAGUAGUCCAAGAUGGCAGUGUUGAGAACAACAAGGGUAGUAAAGUGAUGGAGUUACUAAUGCUAUUACAGAAGGGAUGAUGAUGA
Messenger RNA from Perkinsus marinus ATCC 50983, 3900 nucleotides. RefSeq lists its product as hypothetical. The coding region runs from base 1 to 3894 and encodes 1297 amino acids. The transcript is spliced from 24 exons. The record is from RefSeq and is a predicted model, not a curated record. NCBI's taxonomy places the organism in Eukaryota, Perkinsozoa, Perkinsida, Perkinsidae.